Eucalyptus grandis is the source of this 4014-nucleotide messenger RNA. RefSeq names its product DEAD-box ATP-dependent RNA helicase 46. Gene Ontology annotation, molecular function: RNA helicase activity; protein binding; RNA binding. The transcript has 8 exons. The coding region runs from base 1 to 3585 and encodes 1194 amino acids. Gene Ontology annotation, cellular component: ribonucleoprotein complex; cytoplasm; nucleus. The record is from RefSeq and is a predicted model, not a curated record. NCBI's taxonomy places the organism in Eukaryota, Viridiplantae, Streptophyta, Magnoliopsida, Myrtales, Myrtaceae.
AUGGGAUUGGGCGCUUAUAACAUAGCGGGUUAUGGCAACGGUGGAGUCAGCAUCGACUUCCUUGGUCCACGAUAUGCCCCAGAUGAUCCAACUCUUCCUAAACCAUGGAAGGGAUUGAUUGAUGGGAGCACUGGUAACUUGUAUUAUUGGAAUCCUGAGACCAAUGUUACUCAGUACGAGAAGCCAGCUGCUUUGCCUCCUCCAUUGCCAGAAGGCCCACCUCCCUCUGCCUCUUCUACACCUCAGCUGGCUUCAAAUCCAGCUGCCCAAGCAAUGCAACAAAACGGCUUGGUGGCUCAUCAGGGACGACAUAUGGCACAAGCUGCGUUAGGGCUACAACAGCAGGUCUUGCCUGGAAACCAGUUACCUCAACAGCAUGUUGCUUUCCAGCAAGGAUCUCAAACUGGCCAAUCUGGACAACCACUGGUUCUUCCUGCUAAUUACUCUGCCCUGCAACAGGGAGGUUAUGCACCACAUCAAAUGGGGAUGCAGUUGAUGCAGAUGCAGCAGCAGCAGCAGCAGCAGCAGCAAAUGCUGCCACAAACGGCUCAACAAAUGCAACAGCACCACCCUCAGCAAUUGCAGCAGCACCAGCUGGGCCAGCAAAUGCCACAGCAGUCUGGACAACAAAUGUCACAGAUUGCUAUAGAGCCGGUGUCACAGCAAGCUGGUCAGAAAAUGAUGCAGCAUCCAGGCUCUCAGAUGGCUCAUCCUCAAGUACAUCAGCUUUCCCACCAGCACGUGCAAUUUAUGGGGUAUAAGCAAAGUCCUCCUCAGGAGCAACAAAGUUCACAACAACAGACCCCGAGUGGUGCACUAGGACAGUCGCUUCAGAUGCAACAAGAAUACAGAGCAGCAUAUCCAAAGAGGGAAGAAGUUGAUUUUCAACAGGUUAAUCAAGUUGGGUUUUCUCCUCCACAAUUUCAACCUGCUGUUGCUUCAUCUGCUCAAAACCUGCCUCCUGGAUCCAACCCAGGGCAGAUACCUCAGAUGGGUAUCCAUUCUGGUCAAGUUCCACCAUAUGGUCGUUUUCCAGUGAACAUGCAUCAAGGAAGCUCCAUUACUCAGUUCCAGCCAGCUGGGGCUGGCUCAUAUAGUCAGAAACAGAGUCCUGAGUUUCAGAACCAGAUGGCUGCCCCCAUGAUGCAUGCGCAGCAGCCUAAUGUGCCUCCAGCGGGGUUGAGAAUGGGUUAUGAAGAUAAUUUACACAGUAGAUCCGGAAGGGAAUAUCACCAUAAUGCCGACAAGGAAGGACCAAUGAAGAGUCCGCAGCAGCCCAAGCUUGCAGCAAUACCCGUGGCAAGAAAUCCGCAGGCAAUGACAAUGGGUAAUUCGCCCUUCCAAAAUUUUGCUCCUGGACAUGGUGCUGGAUUGCAUGCUCCACAUGGGAACGUGAUGCCUAACAUGUACAAUCAUGCUAUGGGAGGUCCUCCAUUUACAAAUGAUGUUCCUGGAACUCCUUAUGGUGGACCUUCAGAUGUUUCCAAUCUCACACCUGCUGAAGCGUAUCGUCAACAGCAUGAAGUUAAUGCAACGGGUGAUAAUGUGCCAGCACCAUUUAUGACAUUUGAAGCUACUGAAUUUCCUCCAGAGAUUCUGAGAGAGAUGCAUUCUGCCGGUUUUGCUUUUCCCACGCCUAUACAGGCACAAACAUGGCCAAUUGCACUGCAAAGCAAAGACAUAGUGGCAAUUGCUAAAACUGGUUCGGGAAAAACAUUAGGGUACUUGAUUCCUGCCUUCAUGCUUCUUAGAAGGAGGCGUAACAAUCCUCAGAAGGGCCCAACAGUGCUGGUUUUGGCCCCUACACGAGAGCUUGCUACUCAGAUACAAGAUGAGGCUAUCAAGUUUGGCCGUUCGUCAAGGGUUAGUUGCACGUGCUUGUAUGGUGGAGCUCCAAAGGGACCGCAGCUGAAGGAAUUAGAUCGAGGAGCUGACAUUGUGGUGGCAACUCCUGGACGGCUAAAUGAUAUCCUUGAAAUGAAGCAGAUAGACCUAAGCCAAAUAUCUCUCCUUGUGCUUGAUGAGGCAGAUCGCAUGCUUGACAUGGGAUUUGAACCUCAGAUCCGUAAGAUUGUAAAUGAGCUUCCACCUCGCAGACAAACUCUGAUGUACACAGCAACAUGGCCCAAAGAAGUGAGAAAGAUAGCGGGUGAUCUUCUUGUUAACCCUGUUCAGGUUAACAUUGGCAGUGUUGAUGAGCUUGCUGCUAACAAGUCAAUUACACAGCAUGUUGAAGUGGUACCCCAAAUGGAAAAACAGCGGCGUCUGGAGCAGAUCCUUCGUUCCCAAGAACGGGGUUCUAAGGUAAUUGUUUUUUGUUCUACGAAGAGGUUGUGUGAUCAGCUUGCGCGCAGCAUUGGGCGUAAUUUUGGAGCCGUUGCUAUUCAUGGAGACAAGUCUCAAGGCGAGAGAGACUGGGCUCUAAAUCAGUUUCGGAGUGGAAGGAGCCCUAUAUUAGUGGCCACUGAUGUUGCUGCCCGGGGCCUUGACAUAAAAGAUAUCAGGGUAGUGAUCAAUUACGAUUUCCCUACUGGGAUUGAGGAUUAUGUCCACCGAAUUGGGAGAACUGGGAGGGCUGGUGCAACUGGAGUGUCAUAUACUUUCUUCUCUGAGCAGGACUGGAAAUAUGCAGCGGAUUUGAUAAAAGUCCUAGAGGGGGCAGACCAGCAAGUCCCCCCCGAGGUGAGAGAGGUGGCUUCUCGGGGUGGGUCUGGUUUUGGCAAAGAUCGUGGAAGGGGCAGCCGAUUUGAUUCUGGUGGUGGUGGUGGACGUUGGGAUUCAGGGGGUCGUGUUGGGAUGAGUGGUGGUGAUUUUGGUGGCCAUGGUGGUAUGGGUGGUGGCAACUUUGGUGGUCGUGGUGGUACGAGGGAUGGAAACUUUGGUGGUCGGGGUGGAAUAAGAGAUGGUGGGUUUGGGGGACGUGGAGGAGGCCGGGAUAGCUUUGGAAACCGUGGUGGAAGAGGCGAAUUCUUUCCCAGGCGUGGUCGAGGACCCCGAGGAUUUGGUGGACCACCAGGCGGCGGUCAGGGUGGUUGGGAUAGGAAUGACCGGGGCCCAAAUGAUCGGUUUGAUAUGGAUGGACGUGGCGGAUAUGCACGCGGGCGUGGACGGGGGCGGUUUGGUAGUAGAAGAGAGCUUCCAGAUAUGGGUAGAGGUAGAAGUUACAGUCGUAGCCCGGAUAUGGUUCGAACGUGGGGCAGCCGGAGCCGCAGCAGAAGUCGUAGCAGAAGCCGAAGCCGUGGUCGCAGUAGGAGCUGGAGCAGGAGCAGGAGUCGCAGCCGAAGCCGGAGUUGGUCAAGGGGGCGGAGCCGUAGCUAUAGCCGGAGCCCUAGCCGGAGCAGGAGCCGGAGUCGCAGCCGCAGCUACGAAAGAAACAGGAGGCCUCGUGUUUCCAAGUUUGAUCAGAGAGAACCGGAUGCUUCAGGCUUAGGUGUCCCUCCUGGUUCAGAAGCUGCACUUGCACCGCCGGUUGGGCCAUCAGAUACAUUUUCAGGCGUUGAGCCGGCUGGGGAUCUGCCUUUGGUAGCUGAUACAAUGAUUGUGCCUCCUGCGACUGAGGCAGAGCAUUCAGUGGCGGAGCCAUGAAUUUUGAUUUUGGCGUUUUCUGGUAGCCAUUCAUCUUCUUUCAGGUCAUUGGUUCCAAAUUUUGCUUUUACGCAAUGCAACUUAGUGAAGGAUUGGCCGAUACAUGAAAUACCUGAAGUCGCUGUUGCGCAUGGGAACGGAUUUAAUGGUUGUGAUGUCAAGCAUUGCGGUGGAUGUUGUGGGUGUGGGGCAUUGUUGCGCACCGAGGAAACUUACCAGUCGUGAUGGAGCUCAGAAUCAAGAGGGGUUUCUUCCUUUUGCCGGAUUCAGGGGUUCCUGUGCUGAAGUAGACUUUAGGUAAUAGUUGGUCUGAUACUUGGUGGUGGGAUUUUUGUAUUCAGGAUUCGGGAAGCAGCUACUGCGUUUCUCUGUUUCAUAAAAAACUGUCGAAGUCAAUUAUUUCUGCCAAAUUAUUGAUCUUGCAGGGCA